AUGUGGUUAGUCAGUGAGCGGCGGGGCCGCACCGACGAGCAGCCCGAGGAGUCGCGCUGGUCGCUCAGCCAGCGCACCGGCCACAGCACGGUGGAGUUCAAGAGCGCGGCGUGCGCGGGGGCCAACGAGCCGCCCGCGCCGCCACUAGCCGCGCUGCCGGAUCCCCAGCAGUUCAACAUAUUCCCGGCCUUCUUCAGCCGCCAGCUCAACUUCACGGGCGGCGGUGGAUGCGGCCAGGGCUCCAAGAUCAUGGAGGAGCUCCGACCGAAUCUGGUCGGGGGACUCCUCGGAGUGCCGGGCCUGUUGGACGAGCACCAGACGGAUGCGAAAUUCUUACCUUCAGGCGGUGAAAGUAAAUAUACUCCGGAUAAGGGACGGAAGUGCAGCAAUGCGUCGUCUUCUUCGGCGGAGGAAUUUGGAGGGUUAUAUGGAGGUGAACACGCGGCGACGCCACCUGCUCCACCAUUGAGCCGGUCGUUGCAAGAUCACACAGGUCAGUCAUACUUUUUAUAA
Messenger RNA from Diatraea saccharalis (sugarcane borer), 513 nucleotides. NCBI's taxonomy places the organism in Eukaryota, Metazoa, Arthropoda, Insecta, Lepidoptera, Crambidae. The record is from the annotation of a GenBank genome assembly.